Molecule: messenger RNA, 1212 nt
Organism: Octodon degus (degu)
Lineage: Eukaryota; Metazoa; Chordata; Mammalia; Rodentia; Octodontidae
Gene: Cimap1b
Product: outer dense fiber of sperm tails 3B
Exons: 6
Coding region: 183-1112 (309 amino acids)
Cellular component (GO): cytoskeleton
Source: RefSeq, a predicted model, not a curated record
GAGACACAAUGGGGCUUGGGAACUGGGCGGGGUAGGGUGAGGUGUCCGGCUACCCCGUUUUGUCCUCCAACCCAGCAGCACCCGGGAUACGCGGCCCCGCCAGGCAAGCCGAGCCGGAGCCACCGCCGCCUCCCACCCUCAGGUGCAGUCUCCACUAUGGGCUCCGACGUCUGGGUUGGGCCAUGGCGGCCUCACCGGCCCCGCGGCCCCAUCGCUGCGCUGUACAGCGGCCCAGGGCCCAAGUACAAGCUGCCGCCCAACACCGGCUACCUGCUGCACGACCCCUCGCGACCGCGCGCUCCAGCUUUCACCUUCGGCUUGCGCCUCCCGGCGGGGCAGACAACAUGCGGGCCCGGCCCGGGCUACCUGGUGCCGCCCCGCAUGACCGCACGGGGCACCGACGGCUGCCCUGCCUACUCCAUCCAGGGCCGCCUGCGACCCUCGGCACCCUUCUGCACUCCCGGACCGGGUACUUCCCGGAACGCUCGGGGAACGCCACGUACCCCAGCGCGCCUCGCCACACCAUCGCACCCCGCAACUGGGGUGUCCGAGGCUGGCACCAAACGCCAGGCCCGGGGGCCUACACGGUGCCCUCGCUCCUGGGCCCGCGCGUCGUCGGCAAGGUCUCGGCGCCCACCUACUCCAUCUACGGCCGCAGCACGGUGGGCAGCUGCUUCGAGGACCUCAGCAAGAGCCCAGGGCCCUGUGCCUACCACGUGGUGAACCCCGGGGUCUAUAAGGCUCGCGCCCCCCAGUUCACGAUGCAGGCGCGGACUUUGCCCCCCCAGGACAACACGCUCAAGCCCGGGCCUGCGGCCUACAACGUGAACCAGGUGGCCCCAAGGCUGCCGGUCCUGGGUGGGGCGCGUGGCCUGAGGCCCGCGAGGGUCGGGGCGACGAGAAACGCGGGCUCCAGGAGGUCAGCGGCAUCUCCUGGGUCCGCAGCAUCAGAAGCCCCGCGGCUGGAGCUUCGGGAUCCGGCACUCGGACUACCUGGCCCCGAUGGUGACCGAUGCGGACAAGUGACCUGGGGGAGGGACGCUGCCCGCAGGCUUUCAUUUAAAGUUUCCGAGCCAGCCGUGUGUCCGCCUCUCUGUCCGCGCGGUGGGUGAGGCCUGGCAGCGUAGAGCGCCCGGGGCAGUGGGGAGAGCUCCGCGGCCGGGAAGGCCUGCGCUCACCCGCAGCUGGGGAUUGGCCGAGGCAAGACGAGCC